CUGCAUGGAGUUUAAGGAUGAAUAUCUUGUCGGUGGCUCAGUGCAUCAUUCUAUAGAAGUAAAAUGGGUAUACUCUUUUUCUGGAGAAACUGUAGGAUGGUGAUCUUGCAAUAUGCAAUCAGCCUUUUCACUGUCAGUCUGUCAAACCCAAGCGGAACAAAAUUAAACAUCAUGGGAAGCUGCAGACAUCACCACUAGUUGGCGAACGGUAUCGGCUCAGUAUGUGCACAAAGCCACCACUAACUGGUGUAUGCCUUGCCUUGGAUUUUGUUGGGAAGAUUGAUUGGGUUUAGUUAUCUGUUGCUCCAGACCAGACGAUACAGAGCAAGCAAUUAAAAAGAAGUACAAAAAGCUGCAGAUUGGUACAGAAAAACCCAUUUGUACAUCAUUUUUUUGUCUGUUCUUUAAUUCUUAUGAAGCAGUGGAAAAAAAAAUCUCUUUGGGUGAUACCAUAUGUCACAGUUUUAACAUAUUGAGCAAGUUUUAUAUUCCAAUGAAAAACAUAGCAAGAGGACAGAUAUGUUUGUGGUAUGCGGCAGUGCUACCUAUCCUUGAAAUUUUCCAUUGGACAGCCAUUUGUUGGAGCUCUGCAUGUCAGUGGCUGCUGAGUUCGAGCCGUCAAUUGAAACAAGUCGGCAACCUCUUCGUGAUGGAGCAUCGUAGAUUGGUUUGCAAGGUGACAUGAAUUUUUUGAACUCAAUUGAGGUCAGGUUUGCUUUGGGUUGAAGAAUUGGGGUGAUUUGGGUAGAUCAGGAGAUGUUUGGUUGAUUGGAUUGGUUCUGGGACGUAUAGUUUGCUAACAUAGGUGGGUCUGGAAACAGUCUAGUUUUUUAGGCAUUAGCAGGUCUAGUCCAAAUAUGAAGUUAUUGUGACAUUCUACCAAUUCUUUUCCCUACCUUUGAAGGACAUCUUGAGUGGGAUAACUUUAAUUUACAGAACAUGGUAAAUUUAGGUUCAAGAUGGAUUUACAAAAGUAUUUUCUGUGACCCAGGGAGUCUUCAUACGACUGCUUCGAGUGGCAAGAAACUUGAGAGCAGAACAAGAUCAAAUCCAUGCAUUGGCAUGUACUCCAUUUGUAGGAAUGCUUUUUUUUUUGCCGAUUCAUACUUUGGAAGCCCAUUCGAGGAACAGGUGUGAUAUCACCUUUGAGGAUGCAGGUGUGAUGAUACAAGCUGAAAACCACUACUGACGAGCGGCCGAAGAUUUACAUGGAGAACGUAGCUCAAGGCAGCAAAACUGAAGGAACCUUUGAUAGCGACAAGAGGAGAAUAAUGAGCGGAGAGAGUCCAAUUUCAUGUGUAAUUCUUUCGACAUGAAUUUUGCAAAAGGAGUCCAAUUUGGCUUUGAUUUGGGAGAAACGAAUUCGUACAUUCGGAACUACGCGAACAUGCAUGUCAGAUGAAGGCGGGGCCGUCCUUUCUGUUAACAGACAGUAAAUUUCAAGAUGUCAAAUAUACGAGUUUCAACACAAAUCCUACAGAGUUUCUGCUACAGGAAAGUGAUUUUCACCGUUGUACAGAGUUUCUGCUACGGCAUUGGUAUAUUCUAUCCUUUUUUAAAAAAAAUUAAUUAAAAAUUGAUACUAGCAACCUACUCCAGUCCUGAUCCGAGUUUGUGUCUAAUCCAGUAGUAUUGUUAUAUUUUGGAUCGAAAAAGAGUAGAUUUUCUGAAUAUAGCUUAUUUUCAGCUGGUAUCUUAUCCAUACAGACCACCAAAUUAUCAAAAUCUUCGGAAUCUGAAAAAACCCCAACCCAAACAAAGCAUCUCGUGUCCCUAUCUUUCGGGUCAUUUGAAACUGGAGCGAAUAACCUCUCGACUCCAAUUUCCACACAACCCACCAAAAAGUCUCCGCCACUUCACCCCGAUCGCCGCCGCCGCCGCCGCCGCUCGAUUCCCCGAUGGCCGCGGAGCCGGAGGAGCGCCUCGACGUCCUCACCGCCGGCGGCGAGAAGACAGGCGCCUCCAAGGCCAGGUCGGAGGUGCACAGGGACGGCGACUACCACCGGGCGGUGCACGUGUGGAUCUACAGCGAGAGCACCGGGGAGCUGCUGCUGCAGCGCCGCGCGGACUGCAAGGACACGUGGCCCGGCCAGUGGGACAUCUCCAGCGCCGGCCACAUCUCCGCCGGCGACUCCUCUCUCUCCUCCGCGCAGCGGGAGCUCGAUGAAGAACUAGGCAUCAAACUUCCAUCUGAUGCUUUCGAGCUGUUAUUUGUUUUUCUUCAGGAAUGUGUUAUCAACAAUGGCACAUACACCAACAAUGAGUACAAUGAUGUUUAUCUUGUGACUACUUUAACUCCAAUUCCACUUGAGGCAUUCACUCUCCAAGAAAGUGAAGUAUCUGCGGUUAGGUAUAUGCAUCUUGACGAGUACAAGAGCUGCCUUGCAAAAGAAAGCGGAGAAUAUGUGCCUUACGAUGUGAAUGGGACAUAUGGCCAACUAUUUAGUAUUAUUGAAGAAAGGUACAAAGACAAUAUCGAAUCCCGCAGUUUAACCUUGCAAAAGCAAAUCAACCGUUAUGCUCCCAUCCAUUUGGAACCAGAGUUGACUAGUCUAUCAGAAGGAGACAGGGAAGCCUUGGGAUAUAUUCUUAAAGCAUCAAUAGUUAUUGAUGACAUCUUUUAUGAGCAGGUUUGGAAUAGCAACUGCACGCUGAGAGACUGGCUGAAAGCACGUGCUAACUACUCUUCUUUUGAUAAGUUGAAGUGGUUGUAUUAUUCCAUUAAUAAGAGUCCAUGGUCCUGCCUUGAUGAAAAUAAGGCUUUUCUAUCGACUGCAGAUUCUGCUGUGAAAUUACUCACAGAUGCCACCAAAUCAGUUUCAGGAUGGAAGGGGAUUGAGUAUCGUGCUGCAUUUCCUCGAGAUAAUCCUCCCGGGGCAAACUUUUAUCCUCCUGAUAUGGACAAAAUGGAGUUUGAAUUAUGGAAAAAUGGACUGCCUGAAAAGGAGCAAAAAUAUGCAACUGGAUUUUUUACUGUCAUAAAACGGCAUGAUGCCUUGUUGCCUUCAAUACUAGCGCAGUCAGAUGGAUCAAAUCAAACCAAGACAUCAGAUGAUCUUUUCGUUGUUCCAUACUCUGAGGAGUACAAAUCAUCCCUUGAGAAAGCUGCUGAGCUUCUUCAUAAAGCAUCUGAAUGUUCUGAUUCUCCAAGCCUCAAGAAUUUGCUCAAAACCAAGGCAAAUGCUUUCCUUUCAAAUGAUUACUAUGAAUCUGAUAUAGCUUGGAUGGAGCUGGACUCCAACUUGGAUGUCACUAUUGGCCCAUACGAGACAUAUGAAGAUGGUCUUUUUAGUUAUAAGGCAACCUUUGAAGCAUUUGUUGGUGUACGGGAUGACAUUGCCACUUCUCAAGUUAAACUCUUCGGUGAUCAACUCCGGGAUUUAGAGAAGCAUCUUCCACUGGACAACAUUUACAAAUCCGACAAUGUAUCUGCUGCUCCAAUUCGCGUUAUCAAUCUUCUGUACAACUCUGGGGAUGUGAAAGGCCCACAAACUAUUGCUUUUAAUUUGCCCAAUGAUGAGCGGAUUGUGAAUGAACGAGGGACCUCGAUGGUUAUGCUUAAGAACAUUUCAGAAGCUAAGUUUAAGCAUAUCUUAAAGCCUAUAGCUAAUGCUUGCAUCAGAGAGGAACAGGAAGAUUAUGUUGAUUUUGAGCCUUAUUAUACACAUAUUGUUUGCCAUGAAUGCUGCCAUGGAAUUGGUCCUCAUUCCAUAACCCUUCCAACUGGUAAAAGAUCAACAGUUAGAAUGGAACUUCAAGAAUUUCAUUCAGCAUUGGAGGAGGCCAAAGCUGAUAUAGUUGGUCUAUGGGCACUGAAUUUUCUUAUUAAAAAGGGUUUACUUCCUAAGAGCCUAUCAGAAUCCAUGUAUGUCUCAUUCCUGGCUGGAUGCUUCCGAUCGAUCCGCUUUGGACUAGAAGAAGCUCAUGGAAAAGGGCAAGCUUUGCAGUUUAACUGGUUGUAUGAGAAAGGGGCUUUUGUCUUGCAUUCUGAUGGAAAAUUCUCAGUUGAUUUCACAAAGGUUGAGGACGCUGUCGAGAGUCUCAGUAGAGAGAUCCUGACAAUACAAGCAAAGGGCGAUAAGCCUGCUGCCCAGUCUCUUCUGCAGUCCCAUGCAAGCUUGACGCAACCACUGCGUGUGGCGCUGGACAAAAUAGAACACAUGCAGGUGCCUGUUGAUAUCACUCCUAUAUUCGGCACAGCAAAUAAGCUGCUUGCAAACGAUCAGUAGGGUGCUCGGUUUAGCAAGCUACGUGCUUCAGUGGAACUCUGCAAGAAAACGUAUUUUGUUCGAUCCUAAGAUACUCCAUGACAAGAAAAGCGAAACGGGAAGUUAGGAAUAAAUGGACAAGUUAUCCAUAAACAAUAAUGUUCAUGUCUUAUUUUUAUAUUUAUUACGUCUUUGAUUGCGAGAAGACCCCUUGUAAUAUUUCAGGAUUAUCAUCAGACUGCUGUUGUUCUAUGGUGCAUGAGAUGACCGGGGAAAUCACGUGAAACUACACUGGAUAGCAGUAAUACACUGAUCGUUCUGUCCA
Molecule: messenger RNA, 4533 nt
Organism: Oryza sativa Japonica Group (Japanese rice)
Lineage: Eukaryota; Viridiplantae; Streptophyta; Magnoliopsida; Poales; Poaceae
Product: nudix hydrolase 3
Cellular component (GO): cytoplasm
Molecular function (GO): dipeptidyl-peptidase activity
Source: RefSeq, a predicted model, not a curated record